AUGAGUUCCACGAUUUGUACCACUACGGAGACACUGAAGAUGAGCAGCGAAAAUAUCCAACGGAGGGUGCUUUCGCCGCUUGAAGCCAUGGGUCAUCAGGGUAUAGCUGUCGAAGCAAUCCCCACGUUUGACUCGAUGGCUUCCAAACGCAAAUGGUUACUUGAGCAUCUCGCAGGUGCCUUUCGAGUGUUUGGCCGUGAGGGCUACGCCGAAGGCAUCGCUGGACAUAUCAGCGUUCGGGACCCAGAGUUUCCUGAUCGAUUCUGGAUGAACCCGUUAGCGGUGCAUUUCUCGAUGAUGAGAGUCAGUGACCUCAUUUGCCUCGACAUGCAAGGCAACGUCGUUGCAGGGAACAAGUCAGUGCCAGCCAACGCCGCAGGUGUGUCGAUACACACAGCAUGCCAUUUGGCGCGGCCUGAUGCCCAUGCGAUAUGUCAUGCCCACUCGCUAUAUGGGAAAACAUGGGCGGCAUUUGGGCGACCACUGGAUAUGCUCAGUCAAGACGUCUGCUACUUCUACAAAGCUCAUUCUGUCUACGACAACUUUGGAGGUAUUGCUUUCGCAGCUGACGAAGGGACCAAUAUUGCGCACGCCCUUGGAGACAAUAAAGCGGCGAUCUUGGUGAACCAUGGCCUGAUCACAGUUGGUCAGACUGUAGACGAGGCUGCAUAUUUGUACACUCUUCUAGAGAAGAGCUGUCGUAUUCAGUUAAUGGUCGAAUCUACUGGACUACCAAAGAGGAUUGUACCCGAAGAGGAAGCAUCAAAUACCUUCCGGAUGGCUAGUACUCCAGACACAUUGUUCGUCGAAUUCCAACCAAGCUACAAGUUGGAGGAGCACCUAGACCCGUCGUUCAAGAACUGA
Molecule: messenger RNA, 864 nt
Organism: Bipolaris oryzae ATCC 44560
Lineage: Eukaryota; Fungi; Ascomycota; Dothideomycetes; Pleosporales; Pleosporaceae
Exons: 3
Coding region: 1-864 (287 amino acids)
Cellular component (GO): cytoskeleton
Molecular function (GO): actin filament binding
Source: RefSeq, a predicted model, not a curated record